AUGAGCAACUUGCAACCCUCUUCAUCCGAGCCAUCUAUUUUCGAGGUCGGCGCUUUCCUCCCCGGGGGGCACAACACCGACCCCGCGCUCCCGGAAAAUAGCCCCACGGCGGGCUUCAAGCUAAACCACUUCAUGCUCCGCAUCCGCGACCCCAAGCGCUCGCUCCACUUCUACAUGAAUCUUAUGGGCAUGCGCACAGUGUUCACCAUGAACACAGGCCCUUGGACAAUCUACUAUCUCGGGUACCCAUCGACUCCCCAAGACCGCGCCGACCUCCCCGCCUGGUCCGCCAAAGUCGGCGGGGACAAUAGAACCCUUACGUCAACGCUAGGGCUACUUGAACUAUACCAUGUCCAUGGUUCUGAGAAACCGAUCUCUGAAGGGGGAUAUGAGAUUUCUACUGGCAAUGAACCACCGAAUCUGGGGUUCGGCCACUUAGGAUUUACAGUGCCUGACGUCCCUAAGGCUCUUGAGAGAUUGAGGGGCGCGGGCGUGCGCGUUAUCAAGGAGCUUAGUGUUUCGACAAGGGAAAGUAUCCCUCUUAGUAAGUGGGAGGAGGAGCGCGGAAUCGGGGUUGGCGAGAUUCAUCCAAAUUAUAAGGCUGUCUUCGAUCAGAUUGCUUUUGUCGCUGAUCCGGAUGGAUAUACUGUAGAGCUUGUACCACAGACGAUGAACUAAAAUGGUUGAUUGGCAGCUACGAGCAGUUGCGCUUAUCUGUUUGUCAGGCUGGUUCCUUCUGGGAUGCCACCAAAUAAUCUAUGUAUUGAGAAAGCUUAGUUUAAGCUCCUGGAAUAGGCGCCUUCAGCAUG
This is a messenger RNA of Aspergillus nidulans FGSC A4, 809 nucleotides long. Its product is annotated as putative lactoylglutathione lyase (Glo1). The transcript is spliced from 2 exons. The coding region runs from base 1 to 678 and encodes 225 amino acids. The record is from RefSeq and is a predicted model, not a curated record. Lineage: Eukaryota; Fungi; Ascomycota; Eurotiomycetes; Eurotiales; Aspergillaceae.